AUGGAUAAGUUUCGUAUGAUGUUCCAGUUCCUCCAAUCCAACCAGGAGUCCUUUAUGAAUGGGAUCUGUGGUAUCAUGGCACUCGCUAGUGCACAGAUGUACUCUGCCUUUGAGUUCAGCUGCCCCUGUAUGCCAGAGUACAACUACACCUAUGGGAUCGGCCUGCUCGUUAUUCCACCUAUAUGGUUCUUUCUGUUAGGUUUUGUAUUGAACAAUAAUGUGUCAGUGCUCACAGAAGAAUGGAAAAGACCCACAGGGAAACGGAGCAAGGAUCCAACAAUCCUCCGCUACAUGUUUUGCUCAAUCACACAGAGAUCCUUGAUAGCACCUGCAGUGUGGGUGUCUGUCACUCUCAUGGAUGGGAAGAGCUUCCUCUGUGCUUUCAGCAUCAACUUGGAUAUUGAAAGGUUUGGGAAUUACAGUCUGCUGACGGGGAUGUCAGAGAUGGAGAAGAUGAGACUGCUGGCGAGGAUUCCAUGCAAAGACCUAUUUGAGCAUCAGGAAGUCAGAGUGGCAGCAUCACGUUACAUCAGGUGUAUAUCACAGGCAUGUGGAUGGAUAUUUCUGCUCAUGAUAACCUUCACAGCCUUCCUGAUCCGAGCUAUUCGACCAUGCUUUACUCAAGCCGCCUUCCUCAAGACCAAGUACUGGUCUCAUUACAUUGACAUUGAGCGCAAGAUGUUCGAUGAGACCUGUAAGGAGCAUGCCAAGAGCUUCGCCAAGGUUUGCAUCCACCAGUACUUUGAGAACAUCAGUGGGGAGAUGCGCAGCCUCCACCACCAUCGCUCCAGCAAGGACGACAGCGACGAUGAAGACGAAGAUAACAAGAGAAGUGACGAAGACAAGCUCCUGGGUAUCAGGGCCCAGGAUGAUAUGAAUAAAGUUUUAUGGAACUGGCACACCUCUAAACCAGCUCUGGCUCUGAGAAAGGACCAAAUGGACGGUGAAAACAAUGGCAGACUGAAUGGAGAGGCCAAUGGAGCAGUGAAUGGGUUUGUAAAUGGACACACCCAUGACGUGGAGAAGAGAGAAUGGGCAGUGUAUUACAAUUGGAGGGCUGAGGUAGUGAGGGAGGGCUGA
This is a messenger RNA of Anoplopoma fimbria (sablefish), 1080 nucleotides long. It is a transcript of the gene calhm1b, whose product is annotated as calcium homeostasis modulator protein 1. The record is from RefSeq and is a predicted model, not a curated record. Gene Ontology annotation, molecular function: monoatomic cation channel activity. Bases 1 to 1080 code for a protein of 359 amino acids. The transcript is spliced from 3 exons. NCBI's taxonomy places the organism in Eukaryota, Metazoa, Chordata, Actinopteri, Perciformes, Anoplopomatidae.